AUGCCAAAAAACUACCAGCACAUUCUUUCCAUGUAUUUUGCCGUUCGUGAGAUCAACCAGGACCUCCAGCUGUUACCCAACACCACACUAGGAUUGGAGGUUUAUGAAAACAGUUUCAGUGUCAGGCUGGCCAGUAAGCACCUCCUAGAUCUUCUCUUCUUGAAACAAAGGAAUCCCAUCAACUACAACUGUGUCAGAAGGAGGAGGAGGAACCUCUUGGCUAUCAUUGGUGGCCUCACCUCCCCAAACUCCAUCCACAUGGCCCACGUCCUGAAUUCAAGAUUCCACAGACGAGGAAACAGAGAUUUACAUGUAAAAUUUCAUGGGGAACCCUGGCAGCUGUCCUUUUUCAUGACCAAUGGGGGUGCCUUCCUGGAAGAGUUUGGCGACAUCUUCCCCAUGAAGUAUUCCAAAUUUCACUACUUUUUGAGAAACAGCCAUUUCAAUAACGGUGCAGGAGAUGAAAUCUUUUUUGAUGAGAAGGGCGACUUUGACCCUGGGUAUAACAUCUUCAACAUGGUCACAUUCCACAACAAAUCUUUCCGGAGAAUUCAGAUUGGCAGGAUGGUCUCCAAAACCCCUGAUGGGAAGAAGUUCAUCAUCAGUGAAAGUGCCAUUCUGUGGAAUCACAAGUUUCAGCAGGUACUUCCCCGUGCCCGAUGUGUGGAAAGCUGCCACCAGGGGCACAGCAAGGCUGUUCAGGAGGGAAAACAAGCCUGUUGCUACAAUUGUACCAAAUGCCCUGAAGGAAGAAUUUCAGUGGAAAUUGAUGCAGACCAAUGUGGGAGAUGCCCAGAAGACCACUAUUCCAAUGCAGAAAAAGACCAGUGCCUUCCCAAAGGUUUCAGCUAUUUAUCCUAUGGCGAACCCUUGGGAGUCGCUCUGACUUCCUUGAUUCUUUUCUUUUCAGCAACCCUCAUUUUAGUGGCAGUGAUCUUUCUUCUGCACUGGGACACCCCCAUUGUCAAAGCCAACAACAGGAACAUCACAUGUAUCCUUCUCUCCUCUCUCCUCCUUUGCUUUUUGUGCUCCCUGCUCUUUAUUGGCUGGCCUGGGGAAGUGACCUGCUUUCUCAGGCAAACUCUGUUUGGCACCAUUUUCUCCAUCUCAGUUUCCUGUGUCUUGGCCAAAACCAUCACGGUAGUUCUGGCCUUCUUGACCACCAAGCCAGGAAACUGGAUAAGGAAGUGGCUAGGGAAAAGACUGGCGGGAUCCAUCAUUGUCCUCUGCUCCUUUAUUCAAGUGGUUGUCUGUGCCGCAUGGUUGAUCACAUCUCCUCCCUUCCCAGAGUUGGACAUGCAUUCCCUGACUGAUGAGAUCAUUGUGCAAUGUAAUGAAGGCUCGGAUUCCAUGUUCUAUGUUGUCCUGGGCUAUUUGGGGCUGCUGGCCACCAUCAGUUUCACUGUGGCUUUCUUUGCAAGAAAAUUGCCAGAUACUUUCAAUGAAGCCAAGCUGAUCACCUUCAGCAUGCUUGUGUUUUGCAGCGUUUGGCUCUCCUUCAUCCCAGCCUAUCUGAGCACCAAAGGAAAACACAUGGUGGCUGUGGAGAUCUUCUCCAUCUUGGCCUCUACUGCAGGUCUCCUGGGCUGCAUCUUUCUCCCCAAGUGCUACAUCAUAUUCUUGAGACCAAAUCUAAACAUAAAAGAACAUCUGACUAGGAGGAUGGUUUAG
Candoia aspera is the source of this 1671-nucleotide messenger RNA. Its product is annotated as vomeronasal type-2 receptor 26-like. Gene Ontology annotation, molecular function: G protein-coupled receptor activity. Gene Ontology annotation, cellular component: plasma membrane. Gene Ontology annotation, biological process: G protein-coupled receptor signaling pathway. The record is from RefSeq and is a predicted model, not a curated record. Lineage: Eukaryota; Metazoa; Chordata; Lepidosauria; Squamata; Candoiidae. The coding region runs from base 1 to 1671 and encodes 556 amino acids. The transcript has 5 exons.